This is a messenger RNA of Rhizophagus irregularis DAOM 181602=DAOM 197198, 647 nucleotides long. NCBI's taxonomy places the organism in Eukaryota, Fungi, Glomeromycota, Glomeromycetes, Glomerales, Glomeraceae. The record is from RefSeq and is a predicted model, not a curated record.
AUGUGCCAUUUAUAUUUGACAAAUGAUGAUGAUAUAUAUAAUAAUCCAAAUAUUCAUUCAGAAGAACAAGAUGAAUUGGAACUUCCUGAAAAGGAGAAACACUAUCCUAAUAUUGAUGAUAAUGAUGAAAUAUAUAAUAAUCCAAAUAUUCAUUCAGAAGAACAAGAUGAAUUGGAACUUCCUGAGAACGUCCAAAGUAAUUAUAAAAUCGAAACAAUGCAAAACCAAGAAGAAAAACAUUAUACUAAUGUUGAAGCAGAUGAUGACAUAUAUAAUAAUCCAAAUAUUCAUUCAGAAGAACAAAAUGAAUUGGAACUUCCUGAAAUAGUUAUAAAAUUGAAACAACAAGAAGAGAAACACUAUCCUAAAGUUGAAGAUGAUGACGAUAUAUAUAAUAAUCCAAAUAUUCACUCAGAAGAACAAAACGUCCAAAUUAAUUAUAAAAUUGAAACAAUACAAAAACAAAUUAAAGUUGAUGACGAAUCGAAACUUCCUAAAUGUAAGAAUGGCAAGAAACAUGUCUUAAGACAACUUUGGUGUUUUAAAACAUGUUUUGCAUGUUUUGAAAGAUGUUUUAAACCGUUCAGUAAAUAAUAUUGUAUUGCAAAUGAAUUAUAUAAAUUAAGCACUAUUACAUCUAAAAUUUC